Molecule: messenger RNA, 570 nt
Organism: Aegilops tauschii subsp. strangulata
Lineage: Eukaryota; Viridiplantae; Streptophyta; Magnoliopsida; Poales; Poaceae
Source: RefSeq, a predicted model, not a curated record
AUGACCGACUGCAAACCUACUGCUACUCCUGCCGAGGCCAAGCCGAAGCUCUCUGCCACUGCUGGACAACCUGCCACUGACGCCGCUCUCUACCGCAGUAUUGUCGGCGCACUUCAGUACCUCACGCUCACCAGACCAGACAUUCAGUUCGUCGUGCACCAAGUUGGCUUGCACAUGCACUCACCUCGUCAUGUUCACUGGUCUCUGGUCAAGCGCAUUCUCCGGUACAUUCGUGGCACACCGACCUUCGGCCUUCGUCUUCGUGCCUCCGUCUGCACCGAGCUGUUUGCCUACACUGAUGCGGAUUGGGCUGGUUGUCCUAACACUCGGUGUUCCAUGUUAGGAUACUCUGUCUUCUUUGGUGACUCUCUCAUCUCAUGGUCCUCUAAGCGGGAGCCCACCAUCUCCCGCUCGAGUGCUGAGGCCGAGUACUGUGUCGUCGCCAACGUUGUUGCCGACACAUGUUGGCUACAUCAACUACUUGGCGAACUUCGGGUUUCAAUCCUGAAAGCUAUGGUGGUUUUCUUUGAUAAUGUUUCGGCCACCUACCUCACGGCCAACCCGGUGUAG